Messenger RNA from Drosophila busckii, 863 nucleotides. Its product is annotated as calcyphosin-like protein. Gene Ontology annotation, molecular function: calcium ion binding. The record is from RefSeq and is a predicted model, not a curated record. The transcript has 6 exons. NCBI's taxonomy places the organism in Eukaryota, Metazoa, Arthropoda, Insecta, Diptera, Drosophilidae. Bases 128 to 775 code for a protein of 215 amino acids.
AGUAACAAGUAUCUGUGAGCUAACCAUUCACUUGAGAGUGGGCAAAAAGAAAAGCAAAUUUUAUAUAAAUAUAAAUAGUGAAAAGCCAAAGCAGCCGAAACUAAAUCAAAAACAAGCAGCAGUUGCAAUGGAUCCCUCGAACGGUGACAUGUAUACCCUGGAAGCCAAUCUGAUGAACCAAUCGCUGCGCGAACUGUCAGAUGGCGCGGCCAAGGACCCCAUAACCAGGCUACGCCUGCUCUGCCUCAGUCGCGGCGCAACAGGCAUUUUGGGGCUCGGCAGAGCCUUUCGCGCUAUGGACGACGAUGGCAGCAAGGCGCUGAAUGAGGAGGAAUUUAUAAGUGGUAUACGCGAUACGGGCUUGGAUGUGACGGACGAUGAAAUUAAACAAAUGUUUAAUAUUUUCGAUGAGGAUGGCAGUGGCUCCAUUAACAUGACUGAGUUUUUAGUUAAACUGCGCCCCGCUAUGAAUCAAGCACGCAUCUCUAUAAUCGAUCAGGCCUUUAAUAAAAUGGAUAGAGAUAAUGAUGGUGUCAUUACCAUUGCUGAUCUGAAGAAUGUUUACUCAGUGAAGGAGCAUCCCAAGUACCAAAGCGGUGAGAUGAGCGAAGAUGAAAUCUUGACUGACUUUCUGCACAACUUUGAAGGCGGUCGUGGCAAUUUGGAUGGCAAGAUUACGCGCGAGGAGUUUAUUAACUAUUAUGCCACCAUUAGCGCCUCGAUCGACAACGAUAUGUACUUCGAUCUGAUGAUGCGUCAAGCUUAUCGCAUGUAAAUUCGCAGCCGCCGCUAUAUUUUACUCAAUUGUCAAUCUCAAGCGCUUAAUAUUUAUUAUGGCUCAUACAAUAUACAUCUAGUUUAAA